Molecule: messenger RNA, 529 nt
Organism: Desarmillaria tabescens
Lineage: Eukaryota; Fungi; Basidiomycota; Agaricomycetes; Agaricales; Physalacriaceae
Exons: 3
Coding region: 147-416 (89 amino acids)
Source: RefSeq, a predicted model, not a curated record
UUCACGCUGAUUUGUUGGCAGUAUCGCUCCGUCGCUAAAAGUCCAUGAUCAUCGAAGAUAUCGGCGUUGUGGUAACUGUUUCGCUCAUUAUUAAAUCCCACGAAUGAUUGCUUCCGGUUUCAUUCUUUCAUCUAGGAGAAAAUUUUAUGCAAUUGAGUGCCGCCGCAUCAUCGACGACAAUGAUACUUCUGCAAUUGAGCUAUUCAGUUCUUGGCCGCGUUAGCGCAUUUAUGGACUAUCUAACAAUGUUCUCUGGUAAUGCAAGAUUCGGCCCACCGCAGACGCCUCAAGGAUGCAGACGAAGAGGAUCCAUCUUCGCGGCGCACAAACACAGGUUUCUCGAAAAAUCUUUGGCCGCCUUGAACAUCAUCACCCGAUUUUGUGCGCCAUUCUCGACAUUCCUGAACAUAUCCUGAUUGACACUCUACCAUCUAUUCGGGCAGCAAUCCCUUUCGUCGUCUUGAAUUCCUACUUCGCGCGAGCCCCCACUCAAUAAUACACGAAAUUUUACCUGUCACUUGAUCUGAUG